This is a messenger RNA of Exophiala dermatitidis NIH/UT8656, 591 nucleotides long. RefSeq lists its product as uncharacterized. The transcript has a single exon. The coding region runs from base 1 to 591 and encodes 196 amino acids. The record is from RefSeq and is a predicted model, not a curated record. NCBI's taxonomy places the organism in Eukaryota, Fungi, Ascomycota, Eurotiomycetes, Chaetothyriales, Herpotrichiellaceae.
AUGUGCUGGUACAAGCUGGACGUGUGUCCUUAUCCUCAUCGAGAACCGAUUUCCGCUCUGAUCUUCGAUCCCAGCAAUGCAUCUCAGUGGGAGCACUGUGAUAAGCCGCAGCCCUGGGGUCGACUGAGCUGUGGGAACCUCAUCGUCGAGCAUUCAAAAGAUUCUCUCAAGUCAGAAGUAUCGGCUACCUUCGAACACAUCCUUGCCAGCCGCUCCAAUCUCCCGGUCGAUGUGGAGAACCAGCCGCUAAACGCCCAUCAUGUUCGUCGGCAACGCUCCUCAACCGAAGGUACUAUCGUUCCCAGUGGCGCAGGCAACCUUAGACCCCGCGGUGCUCAAUGUCUUUGGUGCGGCGCAGUCCUGAAGAUGGUGGCAACAAAGUCCAAGGAGGUCCACGAAAUUGCAAGAAGACAGAUUGCCAGCUUGGAGCAGAAAAUGGACACCAGCGUCGACCUGAGAGAGCUGCAGAGGGAAAUCAUGGACCAAGAAAAGAUGCUAGAUGACCUCAGGCAUAGCGCCUGGCUGAAGGCAAGGGAAGUAAUGGGGGCCAAGGGUGAUGACGAUAAUGGCCAGGCUGAAGUACAAGGCUGA